Molecule: messenger RNA, 3960 nt
Organism: Myxocyprinus asiaticus (Chinese sucker)
Lineage: Eukaryota; Metazoa; Chordata; Actinopteri; Cypriniformes; Catostomidae
Product: PDZ and LIM domain protein 5-like
Exons: 13
Coding region: 190-2046 (618 amino acids)
Biological process (GO): heart development; actin cytoskeleton organization; muscle structure development
Cellular component (GO): Z disc; stress fiber; filamentous actin
Molecular function (GO): muscle alpha-actinin binding; actin binding
Source: RefSeq, a predicted model, not a curated record
GGCAAUUUCCUCCAGCGCCUGUUAAAGGGGCGGAAGUCCGUCAGACACUCACUGGAGUUCCUAAACUCUUUUUCUCUUUCAGUUUCUCACACACACAGUUACAAACUCCAGAGACUCCACAGCGGUUCAGAGGCUGUGAAUUGGACUUUAGCAGUACAGGCUACACCAGAAACAGUGACCCAGCCAACCAUGAGCAGCACCUACAGCGUAUCCUUGAUCGGACCUUCUCCCUGGGGUUUCAGACUUCAGGGUGGUAAGGACUUCAGCAUGCCCCUCACCAUCUCAAGACUGACAGAUGGAGGGAAAGCGGCUAAAGCUAAGAUCAACGUUGGAGACGUUGUGUUGUCUAUCGAUGGCAUCGCCACAGACACCAUGACACACCUGGAGGCCCAGAACAAAAUCAAAGCUUGUAUGGGAAACCUGAACCUAUCACUGCAGAGAUCCUGUGCUAAAAUGGAGACCACAAAGGAUGAAGCACCGGAGAUCAUAAAGCCUGUGCCCAUCAACCAAUCAGCUGUGCCUGCCACCACCUUCCCCGCCAGCCUCGCCCCGGGCAACAGCGCUUACAAUAAGACCGCACGGCCUUUUGGUGGGACCGUUAAUACCGUUCGAUCAGUCAGUCCGUCCUCGGCACCGACAGCACCCAAAGCCGCUAUCCCUUCCGCUUCUUCUGCAUUCACUCCAGCUGCGCCUUCCCAGCAGCCUCCUCAGCCCCCAUUCCCGCUGGGUGGCAGCGCCAACCGUCCGCUGUCCUCGCCUAGCUCCGCCCCUAGGCCCGCAUCUGGCCACUCUCCCUUCGCCAACUCCUCCUCAACAUCCUCCUCUGGCUCCUCGUCCCCGGCGAGAGUGAUAGGCCCCCCAUCUGUCCCCACCCCCCCACAGCCCUCCGUCUAUAACACGCCCAUCAACCUCUACUCCAAUCAGAAUGCCUGUGAGGUGGCGAUGGGUCAGAGGCGGGGCCUGCUGGAGAGCAAAGGCAUAGGAGAACAACAAAACGGGACCGCUCGGAAACCCGUCAUAGAGAUGGAUGUGAAUCAUGUGUCUCCGCUCAGUGAUGCCAGUAAAAAGCGUCUGAUUGAGGACACGGAGGAUUGGCACCCACGCACGGGCACGUCACAGUCGCGAUCCUUCCGUAUCCUGGCACAGAUCACAGGCACAGAAAACGAUCAAGCCCAGGAGAAGCGGCCCGGAAAGAAGGAGGAAGAUGAGGAUGUUCAGCCCAGUUCUCAUGUAACAUCUUCAGUCAAAACUAUGACCAAAACCCCCGCUGGAGUCCCUCGACAGGGCAACGGCGUCACACCACCUACAACCAAAAACUGGCAGUCUGGGAACACUGCAGGAUUUCCCAAAGCAAGUGCACCUGUUCCGCAGAUGGGCCCCUCGUUCGGACGGGUGAGUAACAGCGUUCCGAAGGGUCCAAAUCGCCCUGCGCCUCAAGCUCACCCUAAAGACCAAGAUGAUUUGCUGGUACAAAGAGCUGAACAUAUCCCUGCGGGCACACGCACACCAAUGUGUGCUCAAUGCAACAUGGUCAUCAGGGGUCCGUUCCUGGUGGCCAUGGGCAAAUCGUGGCACAAGGAGGAGUUUAACUGUGCCCACUGUCACAACUCACUGGCAGAUGUGGGGUUUGUGGAGGAGCGAGGAUCCGUGUACUGUGAGCACUGUUAUGAACAGUUCUUUGCUCCUGAAUGCUGCCGCUGUCAACAGAAGAUUCUAGGGGAAGUCAUCAACGCCCUGAAGCAAACCUGGCAUGUGUACUGCUUCCUGUGUGCGUCCUGCCAGCAGCCAAUCAGAAACAACACGUUUCACCUGGAGGAUGGGCAGCCGUACUGCGACACAGAUUACUACACUCUCUUUGGUACCAGCUGUCAUAGUUGUGACUUCCCCAUUGAAGCUGGUGAUAAGUUUCUAGAGGCGUUGGGCUUCACGUGGCAUGAUACAUGUUUCGUGUGUGCGGUGUGCACCACGAGUCUAGAAGGUCAGACUUUCUUCUCCAAGAAAGACAAGCCGUUAUGCAAGAAACACGCUCACACUGUGCAGUUCUGAACACAUUCGCUAUGAAAUGCCAGACGACAAUGGAAUGAUUUUUUUUUUAUUGCUGGUCAUAUUUGAGAUUUAUUUUAGUAUUUGAAUGCUUUUGCUAAGAGAAAUAUGAAAUCACACUGCAAAAAAGUCAUAUUCCUAAUGGUGUUUACCAGAAUGUAUCUUGAAUAUACGUAUAUUUUGUCUUGUUGCAUGUAAAACAUAAGGAGAUGUUUAGCAAAAUGUUUUGUCUCAGUCACUACUCACUUUUGUAGUAUUUUAUUUUUUGAUUUUUCCCCUUUUUCUCCCAAUUUGGAAUGCCCAAUUCCCAAUGCGCUCUAAGUCCUCGUGGUGGCGUAGUGACUCGCCUCAAUCCGGGUGGCGGAGGACGAAUCUCAGUUGCCUACCGUCAAUCCGCGCAUCUUAUCACGUGGCUUGUUGAGCACGUUACCACGGAGACAUAGUGUGUGUGGAGGCUUCACGCCGUCCACCGCGGCAUCCACGCACAACUCACCACGAACCCCACCGAGAACGAGAACCACAUUAUAGUGACCACGAGGAGGUUACCCCAUGUGACUCUACCCUCCCUAGCAACCGGGCCAAUUUGGUUGCUUAGGAGACCUGGCUGGAGUCACUCAGCAUGCCCUGGGUUCGAACUCGUGAACUAGCGAACUCCAGGGGUGAUAGUUAGCGUCUUUUACCACUGAGCUACCCAGACCCCCCACUUUAGUAGUAUUGAAAAAGGAUGCAAUGACAGUAAAUGGUGACUGAGGUCUGACAUCUCCUUUUGUGUUCCACAGAAGAAAGUCAUACAUGUUUUGAACAACAUGAGGGUGAGUAAAUGAUGACAGUUUUCAUUUUGGGAUGAAUUGUUCCCUUUAAGCAGUAUUGCUUAUCUGGUGAAAUUAGGGAUGUUUUGAUAUUUUUACUGGAAAACAAGAAUAUGCUUUUUUGUAGUGUAAGGAAAUAUUUGCAUUGAUUCCAGUUUAUUCGCAAUGUGUUUAUCAAUAAACAUCUGAAAGCUCGUUAUGAGAUUUACAUCAGAGUUAAUAGAAUGCUGAUAGAUUAAAGCAGUUUGUGCAUGUUUUUGGAAACCCUCAUCAAAGCUCAGAUUUUAUAUCAGAUACUGUAUCAAUUUUAGUAUUAAAUACACCUGAUAAAUGAACUUUCCUAAAUAAGAUUGUGUUGCAAUGUGGAUGUUCUUUUAUGUUGUUAUGUUAGUGAAUAGAAUGCAAUGCAAUGUUUAAUUGAGAAUGCACAUUACCAUAAUAGAACAUAAUUUGAACUUGCAAGAACUAUUUUAGUCUACAUUUUAAGCCUUAUUAUUCUGCUUUUGAUGCAUAUUUAAAGUAGGCUUUGACUUGAAACGUUUAUUGCAUUCACUCAUUAAAAUCGCAAGUAUGUUGGCUAUAAAAUUGCCACAGUUCAGAUUCUAUUCAAUUCAGAUUCAUGGGCCGCUCCACACACACAGCUCUAUUAAUACAGCUAUAUUUAUUGAGGGGGUAGACAUGAUGGUUUCUGAGGUUUUCUAAGGGCUUUGCUUAUAUAUUACAGCACUGACAGCAUCUGUGCCUUCAGAACGUUGAUAUAUAAUGUUGCAUGUGUUGUUUUUGCAUCUUGUGAGGUUUGUGAAAUUCAGUGUUUGUCAGGUUUAUAUUCUCUGAUUGUCUCAGUACAUUAAUUAAAACUUUAUUUUGUGCACAAAUGAUUGUGCAAAUAGAACUAAUAUACAGAUAUUUACAUGUAUAAGUAAUUAAGAUUUCUGUUUUGUUCUCUUCGUUGUUUCACUCGAGUUUUUAAGCUAAUAAGGGGUUGAUGGUUCAUGAUCUUCUUUAUUAUGUUUGGUUUUAAUUCUAUUCAAGUUUUAAACUGCAAUGCACCUCUGUAUUAUGAGAUGGGAUAAAAUAAUAAAAUAAACUUUCCUUUUAUCAAACCAAA